AUGGUGUUGGCCAUGGCGUUUCAGGAUACUCAGAACCUGUUCCAGCCUCUCUCUUCCUGGAUAUCUCGGGUGUAUGAAGCUCUCCAGCAAGCAGGAGAUGUGUUAUCUGCCUCGUUGGUUAACUUAAGCAAACAAGACUCUAAAUUGAAUGACAAGGUAGACCAGGACUUAGAUGAUAUUCAGAUUCAGGAAACAUACUUUGAAGUUGAAGAACAAAUCAAUGAUGGGAGUCAAGAGGACACAAAUUCCUUGUUUCUUGAAGUGGAUCAUUUUUCUUGUUGCAAUAGUGAUUUGCAGGACUCUGGCCAAAGCUCAAGCCCUAGACUUAGCCAACAUGCAAAGGACUCAUAUUCCGUGAUAUCCCAGUGGCCCAAUCAUACCUGUGAUGACCAAAAGCCACCACAUGUGCUUUCUUCUAUUGCUGAGGAAGAACAUCACCUUGAACAGCAAAGGAGUGGCCUUCAACAUGACUUUGAGAGCCAGCUCUCUGGUAUUUUAGAAAAUGUUUAUGGAAAAAAGCAAGUGAACAGCUUUGGAGAUGAUGAAGAGCUGUGCACAUCUUCUGACACUGACGAGGAGGUGAUCAAGCAAUUUGAGAUUUCUGUGUCCCGGUCCCAGAGUUUCCGGGCAAGAGUGUCAGAGAAAAGCAAGCAGACAAGAUUGGAGCAGAAACCAAAAGUCUGCCGUUUGCUCUCUACCAAGGAAGAGGACAGAACCCAGGUGUCUGCCUGUGAAGAUUUGGAUGGAGCAAGGCAACUACAUUAUUCUGAGAAUUUGUCUUAUGGUGAAGAUGAGCCCACCUCUGCCCAUGCACAGUCCCUAUGUGAGGUGGGGGAUACAAGGCACCAUGGUGCAUCUCCCCAAGAGACCAGUGUGGUCCGCAGGCUCAGUCGCCAGUCCACAGAGGGCAGCUUGGAGAUGGAAGCCGCUUUUAAUAACCGGGGACUUGAAGACUCCUAUGCCACUGACAGCUCCUCCGUGUGGAGUCCAGAGGAGCAGGAUGGGGCUGAUUUUCAGCUGCCAUCAGGGGUCCCAGAGCCCAUCUCAAAGUGUGGGGAUCUGGAUGUCAUCUUUGAAUAUAGAGCUGCCAGCCAGAAACUCACAGUGACCAUUGUGAGAGCACAGGGCCUCCCGGAUAAGGACCGAAGUGGCAUCAACUCCUGGCAAGUUCACGUAGUCCUGCUGCCCAAUAAGAAACAGAGGGGCAGGACGGGCAUUCAGAGAGGGCCCAACCCUGUCUUCAAGGAGAAGGUCACCUUCGCCAAGCUGGAGCCCAGAGAUGUGGCUGGCUGUGCCGUCCGCUUCCGCCUGUACGCUGCCCGCAAGAUGACCCGUGAGAGAAUGAUGGGGGAGAAACUGUUCUAUCUCAGCCACCUGCACCCAGAAGAGGAAAUGAAAGUGACUCUGGUUCUGGAGCCAAGAAGUAACAUCAGUAGUGGAGAGUCUCAGCUCAGCCCAUCUGCCGUUUCUCACAGUGAUAGUGCUUCAUCCACGCAGUCGCUGUCUCAUGGAGGGGCACCAGAGCUGUUGGUGGGGCUGUCCUACAAUGCCACAACGGGGCGAUUAUCUGUGGAAAUGAUCAAAGGCAGCCAUUUCCGAAACCUCGCUGUGAACAGAGCGCCUGAUACAUAUGGAAAGCUCUUUCUCCUCAAUUCUGUGGGUCAAGAGAUGUCUCGCUGCAAGACAUCCAUUCGACGUGGUCAGCCCAAUCCUGUCUAUAAGGAGACCUUUGUUUUCCAGGUGGCCCUCUUUCAGCUCUCUGAUGUCACCUUGAUGAUCUCCGUUUAUAACAGGCGCACUAUGAAGCGUAAAGAGAUGAUUGGAUGGAUUGCUCUGGGCCAAAACAGUAGUGGAGAGGAGGAACAAGACCAUUGGGAGGAAAUGAAGGAGACCAGAGGCCAGCAGGUCUGCAGAUGGCACACCUUGCUCGAAUCCUAG
Eptesicus fuscus (big brown bat) is the source of this 1938-nucleotide messenger RNA. It is a transcript of the gene SYT16, whose product is annotated as synaptotagmin 16. Bases 1 to 1938 code for a protein of 645 amino acids. The record is from RefSeq and is a predicted model, not a curated record. The transcript has 6 exons. NCBI's taxonomy places the organism in Eukaryota, Metazoa, Chordata, Mammalia, Chiroptera, Vespertilionidae.